Molecule: messenger RNA, 767 nt
Organism: Jatropha curcas
Lineage: Eukaryota; Viridiplantae; Streptophyta; Magnoliopsida; Malpighiales; Euphorbiaceae
Gene: JHL07K02.5
Product: Rubredoxin-like superfamily protein
Molecular function (GO): iron ion binding
Source: RefSeq, a predicted model, not a curated record
UUUACUUCUCUAUUCAUUUCUCAAGUCUUAUCUCCACCACAUCUCUUCUUCUCCUUCUUUCAGUGAGAAGAGAACUGGAAAAAAAAUGGCCCUGCAAGCACCUACGAGGCUUCAAGCUCGAAAGCCUUCUCCUUCUCUUUUAGCUCCAAAUGGAAGUAAUGCUGGUCUUCGGGCCCCAUCUGAUCGUUUUGCCCUGAAAUCUUCUUUCUUUUCUCCCUCUCUUUAUCUCUUGUCGCUUGCUAAUUCUAAUCAACUCCAGCAGCCUCUGGCAUCUUCUGCUCCGAGAUACUCCAUGCGCGUUGCUUCCAAGCAAGCUUAUAUUUGUCGCGAUUGCGGGUAUAUUUACAAUGAGAGGACUCCUUUCGAGAAACUGCCUGACAAGUACUUCUGCCCUGUUUGUGGUGCUCCUAAAAGGAGAUUUAAGCCUUACGCUCCUACUGUGACCAAAAAUGAUAAUCAAACAGAUGUUCGAAAGGCACGUAAAGCACAAUUACAGAGAGAUGAGGCAAUUGGGCGAGCAUUGCCAAUAGGAAUUGCAGUUGGAGCUGUAGCCCUUGCCGGUUUAUACUUCUACCUGAACGGUAGCUUUCAAGGUUGAAUGGUAGCAGAAUCCACGUAGGAAAUAUGGCAGGUGUUAUCAUGUUAAUGUUUUUCAUAGAACAGAGCAAUUCUUGUUAUUAAUUCCAUAAGAGGGAAUUCAUAAACCUUUUCUAUUUUGCCUUUGUUCCGAGAUUCAGUAAUUUCAAUCUUGUAAUUUGGAAGGAAAA